UGAUGAAAAGAAAAGAAGAGAAAGCAAGUGUCAGAACGUGAACAGCAAGAAGCUGAAAAUCUUGCUCUGUCUGUCCCUCUUAGCAUUAAAUUCUGUAUCUCUCUACCUCUAAUUCUCUUCCCACCCAGAUCGCCCCGUCACAAUCAGACGCUGGCUUAUCAUUAUUCUAGCAACCUCCUACUUUCCGUCAGCUUAUCACCAUUCUAGCAACCUCCUGCUUUCCGUCACGUGCUGGCCCAUAUUGCAUUCCUACCUCCCCUGGUCGCAGACCCCAAUGUCCCAAUGUCCUUUUUGUUCUUGCGAAGCCUAUUUUGGCAACGGCUUCACCCAUCGUCCUCCUCAUCGGAUAAUCUUAUCUCCGCCGUCAAGAUUCGGCAGCCGGAUCUUUACGUCGAUGAUCAUCUAACUGUUCAUGGCAUAGAUGGUGUAUUGGACCCAACAUUUGCAACCAAAUGUUCUUUUCCUGAUGUUGAUCCGAUGACCCAGAUUCAUCCAGGUGAGGUGAAUCGAUCAUUUCUUGAUCACGCCAUAAGAGCAUUGAGAUGGAGAGGAUUCAAUGUAGUAGCCACAGCUAUGGCUAUCAAGAGGUCGGAACUACUAUCUCUAUCAUCGGUUACGGUUUUUGCGAUUUCCGACGAGAACUUGUUCUCGCGUUCUGGCGGAUUUCAUUUCGAUUUCCGGCAUCAUGUUGUGAAAGACAGCAUUUUGCUGAUCUUGCGAAGUUGCCGGCAAGUGGGAAGGAUUUUGAUACUUUGGCUCCGAACAAGACAAUUCUUGUUCAUUCUACUGACAUAACUGUUACCGUCGACGGCAUCGUGGUUGACGGGACAGAGGUUUAUCAUAACCGGUGGAUUGUUGUGGUUUCUAUAAUGAUGUCACUGGAUGAUGCCGUCGAUAAUCAUCCCGCCGUGAAGCCGCCAAUUCCCAGUGACUUUCCAGUUCCCGGUGCGUUGGUUCCUUCUCCGUCGCCCUUUUCAGCCGAAGAUCCAAAUACCAAUAUGAAAAGGAUUCCUUCUCCGGCUCCGGCGUCCAUUUCAGUCGAAGCUCCAAAUAGCUACAUGACAGGUGUUCCAUCUCCGGCACCAUUAUCUCCGGCGAAUAUUCCUGUAGGUUUUACUGAUGUCCCUUUCAGUAAAACACCAUCCCCUGCACCAUCAGACAUAUUAUUCGACGAUUCAACUGGUGCCCACUUCGGCACAACUCCAUCACCAGCACCAAACCUUGCCCGAGGGAUUGAAAAACAAGUUACGGUGAAUGGGUCCCUAGGGUCUCCGGGACCGGCUUCACCCAUCGUAUUUUUAUGGACUGUUCGAUUCCAUUCGGUUAGCUGAUGCCACUGAAUUCACUUGCUCUGAGUUGUUGCUUCGAAUGUUCCAGGCAAAAUUUCUCAGUUAACAAAGCAAUCUAUCACCGCCAUUUUACUUGGGGAGAAGUUGCAAAACAACUUCUUUCACCACGGACUUAUGGAUGUGCAAUUGAAGUUGAAACAAUUUCUUUAUUUGGGGUUUCUGGGUUUUGGUUUCUAAGUGGUUUAGUGAUUUGGGUGUUCUAAAAGCUGUGUUCUGUAAUUGGAACUGGAGUUUUUGAAGGUUUUUGUGAUGAGGGUUGAGUGUUUAUCAAGAAGGUAAGCUGGAUAUUGGCAAUUGUGGUUUGGUUUUAACUGGAAAUUGAUUACUGUGUCCUCUACAGAUCUGAUUGUGGUUCUUUUUAUAUGUCAAUGGGCAGUGAUACAUGCAUAGAUCCGCUGAUUUCUCUAAUU
This is a messenger RNA of Olea europaea var. sylvestris, 1759 nucleotides long. RefSeq names its product alpha carbonic anhydrase 8-like. The record is from RefSeq and is a predicted model, not a curated record. The transcript has 2 exons. NCBI's taxonomy places the organism in Eukaryota, Viridiplantae, Streptophyta, Magnoliopsida, Lamiales, Oleaceae. The coding region runs from base 543 to 1331 and encodes 262 amino acids.